Musa acuminata AAA Group (dessert banana) is the source of this 974-nucleotide messenger RNA. Its product is annotated as auxin-responsive protein SAUR36. The transcript has a single exon. The coding region runs from base 318 to 866 and encodes 182 amino acids. Lineage: Eukaryota; Viridiplantae; Streptophyta; Magnoliopsida; Zingiberales; Musaceae. Gene Ontology annotation, biological process: response to auxin. The record is from RefSeq and is a predicted model, not a curated record.
GCUUCCUUCCUGUUGAGGGAGCCCAAACGAUGGGACCGUACCACCGUAGACAAACACACGACGGCUGACCCUUGUGCUUCUUCUUCGUCUUCUCUUCUCUUCCUCUUUAUAUUGUUCUCACUCACGCUUUCCUCCUCUUCUUCACUGUUCUCUGUCUAUAUAAUUUUGGUUUCGUUUCGAUCAGAGAGAGAGAGAGAGAGAGAGAGAGAGAGAGGAAAGGAAUCGGUGUGUGAAGAGACUUGCUUCUUAGCUUCACACCCUUUCACGUACUUCAUGUCAUUAAGUCCUUUUCUCUGCAACGUCCGCAGUUGCUUCAGAUGAUGAUGAGAUACAGGGGAGGGUUCAGGUUGGGCCGCCGCCUCGUGCGGAUCUGGCGACGCGUCUUUCGACUCGACCGUCGCCGCCGCAAAGGCUGCUACGUCCGCUUCGACGCCACCCCAUCGCCGACCGUCUCCAAUUCUGGCCGCCGAAUCGAGGCCUCUGCGCUGGCGGCGAGGGUGUUCGACUGGGGCCGGAGCCUCUCCCGCCGCCUCCGCCUCCCCCACCGCCUCGGGGACAGGACGCUGUUCCUGGGUGAGGAGGAUCGGAGGCCGCCUCCCAAGGGGCACCUGGCGGUGUACGUCGGCGGGGGGAGGAAGGACGUCGGGGGACAGCCGCCGCGGAGGUACUUUGUGCCGGUGAUCUACUUCAACCACCCCUUGUUCGCGGAACUGCUGCGGGAGACCGAGGAGGAGUUCGGGUUCCACCACCCCGGCGGCAUCACCAUCCCCUGCCCCGCCGCCGAGUUCGAGCGCGUACGCAAGCGCAUCGCAACCACUGGCCGCCACCUACCCCGGAAGAGCAGCAUCAGAUCCUUCAUGCUCUAAAAUCAUCGCCACAAUCUCAAUUCUUUUUGCCUCUCUCCGCUCACAACUCACAUGUAAUACAAAUGUUCUUCUAGUUUUCUAAAUUAAUUUCUUAAUAAUUUUGGAGUA